Penicillium paradoxum is the source of this 1941-nucleotide messenger RNA. RefSeq lists its product as uncharacterized. The transcript is spliced from 5 exons. Bases 1 to 1941 code for a protein of 646 amino acids. NCBI's taxonomy places the organism in Eukaryota, Fungi, Ascomycota, Eurotiomycetes, Eurotiales, Aspergillaceae. The record is from RefSeq and is a predicted model, not a curated record.
AUGAACUUUCGUGUGCUUGCGUGUUCCAGAAAUCGGUAUAUGUUUCCACGGCCCAAGCUUCGGCCGUCGGUUCGGAUUCGUUUAAACCAAAUGGCAUCGCAUCUUUCCACUGCUGGGAUCUCCCUGGCUGAGCUGCCGAAAUCAAAUGUGUUCACAUCUAAACUGCCCGCUGAUCCAGCUUUUGAUACACCAGAAUCAUCGCAUGAGGCGCCACGGGAAACCUUAGGACCUCGGAUGGUCAAAGGGGCUCUGUUCACUUAUGUACGCCCGGAGCGGACUGAUGAACCGGAGUUGCUGAGCGUCAGUGCGAAGGCGCUGGCAGACCUGGGAUUAAAGCCAGGCGAAGAGCAAACACCGCAAUUCCAGGCUUUAGUUGCCGGGAACAAGAUUUGGUGGAACGAGGAACAGGGCGGUAUCUACCCAUGGGCUCAGUGUUAUGGAGGUCAGCAGCACGGUUCGUGGGCUGGACAACUUGGAGACGGGCGUGCGAUUAGUCUCUUUGAAUGCACUAACCCAGAGACAAACAAGCGAUAUGAGCUGCAGUUGAAAGGAGCAGGGAAAACACCUUAUUCACGUUUCGCAGACGGUAAAGCUGUGCUCCGGUCAAGUAUCCGUGAAUAUGUGGUCUCAGAAGCUCUCUCCGCUCUUGGUAUACCAACCACUCGGGCACUCUCCCUCACCUCAGUCCCCAAUGCUAAGGUAUUGCGAGAGCGUCUUGAGCCGGGAGCAAUUGUUGCUAGGUUUGCUGAGACUUGGUUAAGAAUUGGCACAUUUGAUCUCCUUCGCGUUCGCGGAGAUCGUGAACUGACCAGAAAGCUUGCGACAUAUGUCGCAGAAGACGUUUUUGGUGGGUGGGAGUCUCUUCCUUCCAUUAUAUCUCUGGGUGACCAAAAGUCCUCUGCACAAGUUGAUAAUCCUCAAAGGGACAUCCCUGGGAACGAGGUUCAAGAACACCAAGAUGUACAGGAGAAUCGAUUUGCGAGACUAUACCGAGAAAUUGCUCGUCGCAACGCGAAGACAGUUGCCGCGUGGCAAAGCUAUGGUUUCAUGAACGGUGUGCUUAACUCCGACAACACGUCAAUCUAUGGUCUGUCGUUAGACUUCGGCCCGUUUGCGUUUAUGGAUAAUUUUGAUCCGCAGUACACCCCGAACCACGAUGAUCAUAUGCUGCGAUAUUCUUAUCGCAACCAGCCCAGCAUCAUAUGGUGGAAUUUGGUUCGGCUUGGAGAAUCUUUGGGAGAGCUGAUCGGGGCAGGAAAUCGUGUUGACGACGAAAAUUUCGUGAACGAUGGAGUGACGGAGGAAUUUGAACCGGAACUCAUUCAACGUGCGGAGAAGAUCAUCGACCGUGUGGGCGAGGAAUAUAAAGAGGUAUUCCUCAACGAAUACAAGCGAUUGAUGAGCAAGAGGCUAGGACUCAAAACACAGGUCGAUUCAGACUUCCAAAGUCUCUUUUCAGAGAUGUUGGACACCCUUGAAGCACUUGAACUGGAUUUCAAUCACUUCUUCCGCCGGCUUUCGGGACUCCCGAUAUCGAAGUUGGAGACCAUCGAGUCCCGAAAGGAAGCAGCCUCGGUGUUCUUCCACGCUGAAGGCUUCGGUGGAAUUGGGUACACCGAUGCUUCAGCCAGAGAUCGGAUUGCAAACUGGCUUGAUAGCUGGCGGGCUCGCAUUCUAGAGGAUUGGGGUCCCGCAAAUGACCGGGAAAGACAAAUAUCCAUGAAAUCCGUCAACCCAAACUUUGUGCCUCGAGGGUGGAUUCUUGAUGAAGUCAUUGAGCGUGUUGAGCGCAAGGGCGACCGAGAUAUUCUGGGCCGGAUCAUGCAAAUGUCUCUGGACCCGUUCAAAGAUGAAUGGGGUCUGGACAAGGACGAAGAAGAGCGUUUCUGCGGAGAUGUCCCCAAGUAUAAGAGGGCUAUGAUGUGCAGUUGCAGCUCAUAA